Callithrix jacchus (white-tufted-ear marmoset) is the source of this 2038-nucleotide messenger RNA. It is a transcript of the gene RRP1, whose product is annotated as ribosomal RNA processing 1. The record is from RefSeq and is a predicted model, not a curated record. Gene Ontology annotation, cellular component: preribosome, small subunit precursor; nucleus. Gene Ontology annotation, biological process: rRNA processing. Lineage: Eukaryota; Metazoa; Chordata; Mammalia; Primates; Cebidae.
CGGGAAUGUGACGUCACGCCGCGCGCCAGGCCAGGAGGAGGCGGGCGCAGGCGGCGUGUGUUCAGUGUGCUGGGCCGGCGACUGAGAGACAGGGCCUGUUGGCCGCCAGCGUCAUGGUUUCGCGCGUGCAGCUGCCGCCUGAGAUCCAGCUGGCUCAGCGCCUGGCGGGGAACGAGCAGGUGACCCGAGACCGGGCGGUGAGGAAGCUCCGGAAAUACAUCGUCGCCAGGACUCAGCGGGCCGCAGAUGGUUUUACUCAUGACGAGCUGCUGAAAGUGUGGAAGGGACUGUUCUAUUGCAUGUGGAUGCAGGACAAGCCGCUCCUCCAGGAAGAAUUAGGAAGGACCAUUUCCCAGCUCAUUCAUGCUUUUCAGACCACGGAGGCACAGCACCUGUUCCUGCAGGCUUUCUGGCAGACCAUGAACCGCGAGUGGACCGGCAUCGACAGGCUGCGCCUGGACAAGUUCUACAUGCUCAUGCGGAUGGUCCUGAACGAGUCCUUGAAGGUUCUAAAGAUGCGAGGCUGGGAAGAAAGACAGAUCGAGCAGCUGCUGGAGCUACUGACCACUGAGAUCCUGCACCCCAGCAGCCAGGCCCCCCACGGGGUCAAGAGCCACUUCAUCGAGAUCUUCCUGGAGGAGCUGACCAGAGUGGGCGCCGAGGAGCUCACGGCAGACCAGAACCUGAAAUUCAUCGACCCCUUCUGCAGAAUUGCCGCCCGGACCAAGGACUCCCUGGUUUUCAACAACAUCACUCGAGGCAUCUUUGAAACGAUUGUGGAACAGGCCCCGCUUGCCAUCGAAGACCUCCUGAAUGACCUGGACACGCAGGGUGACGAGGCAGCGUCAGACAGCGAUGAGUCCCCGGAGGGCGGUGAGCGCGGAGACACGCUGCCCCGGAAGAGGUCCGAGAGGCCGCCCGCAGGCUCCUGCAAGGCUGAACCUGAGGAUGGUGAGGAGCAAGCAGGUGACGACAGGGACAGUGGCGGCCCCGUGCUCCAGUUCGACUACGAGGCGCUUGCUGACAGACUGUUUGCGAUGGCCAGCCGCCAGAGCACCCCUUCUCAGAAUAGGAAGCGCCUCUACAAAGUCAUCCGGAAGCUACAGGACCUGGCAGGAGGCGUCUUCCCCGAGGACGAGAUUCCGGAGAAGGCUUGCAGGCGUCUGCUUGAAGGGAGGCGGCAGAAGAAGACAAAGCAGCAGAAGCGUCUGCUCAAGCUGCAGCUGCAGCAUGGGAAGGGGGUUGUCUUGCCUCCCGGCCUCUGGUCACAUGAGUAUGGGUGGCAUGUGACAUCCUCACCAGGGGCAGCCCUGCACCUGCUGCAGACCACCCAAGGCCUGGAGCUGCCUGUCUGCAGUGGAGGGGCUGUGCACAGUGUCAGGCAGGGGAAAGGUGAGAAGGAGCUCUCAAGCCCAGGUAUGGAGAGGAAGAGGAGCAGGAGGCGGCGCGUGGGGGCCGACCCUGAGGUACGGGCAGAGGCUGCUGAGCAGCCAGGCACAGCUGAGCAGGCCUUGCUCCGAGAACGGCCCAGGGGCCGUGGCCAGAGAGGUGCUCGCCAGAGGAGGAGGGUGCCUCGUGCCCGAGCCAGAGCAAAGGUGACCAGCGUCCAGGAGCCGGAGAAGAAGAAACGCAGGGAAUGACGUGGCCAGGCCUAGGGCAGGCAGGGAGAGAGGCCAGGCCAUGCUGGCACCGAGGAACGAGGCUGACUGGGCCGUUCCACAGACUUGGGACCACGGCCCCGGAGCUCCUGUGCCAGGUGGAUGCAAGGGCGGCACUGGAGAGGUGGGCCCGCCAUUAGGAGCCGGCGUCCUGGGAGCCGCUCCUUUCCCGAGCCUCCCCCUGUGGCUGUGAUGACCUUGGGUCAGAAGGUCAACUCUGAAGACUGAAAACUCCGCCUGCAGCAGGACUGGCGCCCCUGCCAUGGGGGGUUCCGGAAAUAAAAGCUGCUCAGCCCUUGCCCUGGAAAUGUCGCUCCUGGUAUGCCCUGCGGGCGUGUGGGAGGUGGCAGGUGCCGGCAUCUGAGCAGUGCGGUCUUUUC